ACGACACACAGCUCACUACUACGUCCUCCCUAGUUGUGCCGACAUUUCCUAUGAAGAUUCGCUCUGAAGUCACGAUGACGGAAAGAAUGUUUGAAGAGAAACAGCAUGCCUCCCUUUAUCAAAAAUAUCGAUUUGAUCCACCAGAUGAGCUGAAAGAGCUUAUUCUCCAGUACCUGGACAAAAAGAAAGGAAAGCCCCAUCAGCUGGCUGUGGAUUUGGGCUGUGGAACAGGGCAGAACUCUCGUCCCCUGACGGCAUAUUUUGGGCAGGUAGUGGGUAUUGAUGUCAGUAAAUCUCAGGUGGAGCAGGCAAGAACAGUGCCAGGGUUCCCUAACCUCAGCUAUAGAGUAGCUACAGCAGAGGAGCUGCCAUUCCCAGACGGCUCAGUGGACCUGCUGACGGCUGCAACUGCAGCUCAUUGGUUUGAUGCUGAACGUUUCAUAAAGGAGGCUACACGUGUUCUGAAGCCACGUGGCUGCUUGGCUCUCUUUGGUGAUGGAGACGAUAUGAAAAUACACUAUGAAUCCUGUGGUGAUCGCCUUAAUAACAUCUAUGGGGAAGUAAUGCAAAUACUGCUGCCUUAUACGAGCAGUAAGGUAACUGGAGCCAACCGUAAGCUAAAGGACUUAUUUGAAGCCAUACCCUUCCCAGAUAAAGAGAGGAUUGAAAUAAUUCCAAUAAAGAGACAGCUGAGCAUCAAGAAUGUAAUUGGAUUUAUUCGGACGUUCUCCAUGUACCAGGCCUAUCUGAGAGCCGAUCCAAUCGCUGCAACCGCACUGCUGGAGAGAACAACAUCACGUAUUCUAGAGGAGAUGAAAGUGUCAUCGACUGAGGCCAAAGUUGACUUUAUAAUGGAGUACUUCUGUGUGCUUGCAUGUAAACCUGAAUGACACAUGACUCAAUCACCUGUACUAUCAUCCCAAGUGUUUAGCUAGUUCCUACAAAAGGUUUAAUAUUACUUUCUUAAUUACAUUGUUAGCAAAUUUGUGGUCUUACAAACACAGUAUUUUUUUAUAAUUACACAUGAAAGAUUCUGAAAAUAUAUUUGCACUAUGCAUUAUGAUGUUGCACAGUGCUACUUAGAAUUAAUUUCAUCUACAGCAUGCAGGCAUUGAUGUAAUGUUGUUUAAAAUAACCUUUUUUUUUUUUUUUUUUUUGCAGUUGUGUAGUUUGUUCACAUAAAAAG
Molecule: messenger RNA, 1186 nt
Organism: Carassius carassius (crucian carp)
Lineage: Eukaryota; Metazoa; Chordata; Actinopteri; Cypriniformes; Cyprinidae
Product: putative methyltransferase DDB_G0268948
Exons: 7
Coding region: 51-890 (279 amino acids)
Molecular function (GO): S-adenosylmethionine-dependent methyltransferase activity
Source: RefSeq, a predicted model, not a curated record